Priceomyces carsonii is the source of this 1746-nucleotide messenger RNA. RefSeq lists its product as uncharacterized. Gene Ontology annotation, cellular component: cytoplasm. The record is from RefSeq and is a predicted model, not a curated record. Gene Ontology annotation, molecular function: zinc ion binding; nucleic acid binding. The coding region runs from base 1 to 1746 and encodes 581 amino acids. The transcript has a single exon. Lineage: Eukaryota; Fungi; Ascomycota; Pichiomycetes; Serinales; Debaryomycetaceae.
AUGAAAACUUGUUAUUAUGAGCUAUUGGGAGUUGAAGUAACUGCGACGGACAAUGAGCUCAAAAGAGCUUAUCGACGGAAGGCGUUGCAACUCCAUCCUGAUAAAAACCCAGAUGACAUAGAAGGUGCAACUGCUAGGUUUGCAUUGGUAAGGUCAGCUUAUGAAGUCCUUUCUGAUCCCCAGGAGAGGUCAUGGUAUGAUUCACAUAAAUCUCUGAUUUUGAGAGAUGAUGAUAUCACGGAGAAUUAUGGUGAAGACAUGAUUGUGCCAAGUAUUUCAGUUGAUGAGGUUAUGAAGUACUUCAACUCCUCGUUGUAUAAUAAAAUCGAUGACUCUCUAUCAGGAUUUUAUAAUGUUGUUGAGAGGUUCUUUGAGCGAUUAGCAGCUGAGGAGGUGACUCAUGCCAAAUUCCAAGGUUUAGGAGAAUAUGAUAAGUUCAGAGAUGAUGCCAAUAACGUGAAUGUACUUGAUGAAUCGGUUCUCUUAUAUCCUAGAUUUGGGCGAAGUAAUGAUGAUUACGUUAAUAAAGUCAAGCCCUUCUAUAAUUCUUGGUCAUCAUUCCAGACUAUUAAAACCUUCAACUGGAAAGAUGAAUAUAGAUAUUCUACGGCACCUGAUCGUAGGACUCGUCGUUUGAUGGAGAAAGAGAACAAGCGAGCGAGGGAUAUUGCCAGAAAGGAGUUCAACGAGGCCGUGAGGAGUCUUGUUUCUUUUAUAAAGAAAAGGGAUCCAAGGGUCAAGCAAGGUAUAAAAGAUCUCGAAGCCACGAGGAAAAGAAAACAAAAAGAGGCUAAAGCAAUUCAAAUGCAACAAAAUCAUGAAGAGAACUUGAAAAACAUUGCUAGAGCACGUAAUUUCGAAGUUCAAGAUUGGCAGAAGCUAUCUCAAGAAGAGGUUAGAGAGUUAGAGCUCAUGAUGGAAGAAGAGUUCCUUUCGAGCUCUGAAAGUGAGUUCGAUGAGUUUGAUAAUCCUGAAGACGAACCUCAAUUAUUCGAAUGUCUCAUAUGUCAAAAAAUAUUCAAAAAUGAAAAUCAGUUUCAUGUUCAUGAGCGCUCUAAUAAACAUAAGAAGCAAGUAAAGAAGUUCAAAUGGGAAAUGAGAAAAGAGGGUAUAGAGUUGGGCAUUGAUCAGGAGAAUCCUGAAUCGGAAACUUUUGAAACCGCAUCCAGUGGUGAAAGUGAUUUCAGUUCGUUAGGCUCCGAAAACAAAGAUACAGAAGCCCGAAUGGAUGAGCGAUCACCUGAUUAUUAUGACAAUAAUUCGGUAAAUGAUAAUUUGAAAUCAGAAGUAGAAGAUAGAAACGAUUUAAGAUACGAAGUUGAUGAUUUGAUAGAGAGUGAUAAUGAUAACUUAGGUUCAGAUGAAACGAGGCGUGAGUUGUCGAAGAAGAAACAAAAAAGGUAUCAAAAUAAUAGCCUGGAAGCACCAGUACAAAAUACUUUAGAAGAUGAAUUGGCACAGUUGACAGGCGAGAUAUCAUUAAGUGGUAAUGAAGAGGAGAGCUGGGAGAAGAACUCAAGUAAGAAGAAAAAAUCAAAGAAGAAGAAAAAUCAUAUUCCUCUCAAUUCAUCUUCAAACUUAAGUGAUAAGUCAAAUGACAAGGUAGAUAAAUCCUUCAACGAAUCGUGCUCUGUGUGUGGCUUGGGGUUUUCAUCGAGGAAUAAGCUAUUUCAACAUGUCAAAUCUACUGGGCAUGCUGCUCCAGUUAAACAGGUUUACGGGAAGAAAGGGAAAAGAGUGAAUUAA